Messenger RNA from Acanthochromis polyacanthus (spiny chromis), 1411 nucleotides. RefSeq names its product solute carrier family 2, facilitated glucose transporter member 10-like. Gene Ontology annotation, biological process: transmembrane transport. The transcript is spliced from 2 exons. The record is from RefSeq and is a predicted model, not a curated record. Bases 62 to 1411 code for a protein of 449 amino acids. Gene Ontology annotation, molecular function: transmembrane transporter activity. NCBI's taxonomy places the organism in Eukaryota, Metazoa, Chordata, Actinopteri, Pomacentridae. Gene Ontology annotation, cellular component: membrane.
CGUUCACUUUUCCCUGCCCCAGUAUAUUUGGCAUGGAUGGAGACAGCAGAGCCGUGAAGAAAUGAAAAGAGCGCGAAAAGGACAAACAACAAUUCUUCAUUGUUGGUCAACACCAACAACUAAAAAAAAGGAAAUAUCUUCACUAAAAAGAGAUUGCUCCAUCCUCCUGCUGGCCAGCGUGGUCUCCACUCUGGGCGGCCUGGUGUUCGGUUACGAGCUGGGCAUCAUCUCUGGCGCUCUGCUGCAGAUCAAGACCGAGUUCGGCCUCUCGUGUGUCCAGCAGGAGGCUCUAGUCAGCUCUUUGUUGACCGGAGCCUUGCUGGCCUCCGUCGCUGGUGGCUGCUUGAUCGACCGUCAUGGCCGCAGGAACUCCAUCCUCCUCAGCAACGUCCUGGUCCUCACUGGCAGCCUGGUCCUGCUCAUCAGCUCCUACCCGGCGCUGGUGCUGGGCAGGAUCACGGUGGGCUUCGCCAUCUGCAUUUCCUCCAUGUCCUGCUGCAUCUUUGUGUCAGAGAUGGUGACUCCUGACCGAAGAGGCUUCCUGGUAACGCUGUAUGAAGCAGGGAUCACUGUGGGCAUCCUGGCAGCUUAUGCUAUGAACUACAUCCUGUCAGGGUCUGAAACAGGGUGGAAGUGGAUGUUCGGGUUGGCUGUGGUGCCGGCUUUGGUGCAGCUGGUCUCCAUCUGGUUUCUCCCGUCCAAUGCUAAGGAAAGUUUCAGCCAAAGAGAGCUCAUGGAGACCAUUGAAACCCAAGAAGCAGACGACGGCAAAGUCAUCUCCAGCAAAGAAAACAAGGCAGUUCAGUACAGCAGCUUCUAUCUGUUCCAGCGCCAUGACAACAUGAGGACUCGCACCGUCAUCGGGCUGGGACUGGUUCUGUUUCAGCAGUUCACGGGGCAGCCCAACGUCCUCUUCUACGCCUCCACCAUCUUCCACUCGGUGGGGUUUGAGAGCGACGCCUCGGCAGUGCUGGCGUCGGUUGGUUUGGGGUUGGUCAAAGUGAUCGCAACUCUGACGUCGAUGGUGUUUUUAGACAGAGUGGGGAGGAGGCCUCUACUCAUCAGCAGCUGUUCUGUCAUGGCUGUUUGUCUGAUCACCAUCGGACUCCUCAGCGGACGAUCGCUGAUGAAAUCUAUGAAGCCUUGUGAUUCUCAGAACGUCACUCUGGUCAACAGAACACAUCUACCUCAAUCACCUGCUCUCAGUCCAGCAGUUGUGGAACCACCUCUUAGUGAAAGUCACCAUUUUUUCAAUAACAACACAAAAGAUGAAGAUCAAAUGUCCAAUAAAGUCAGACAGGCUUCUCCAGAGUCUUCUCCAAACGUCCACAGCACAGUUGUGAACUGGAUCAUUCUCAUGUGUAUGAUGGCGGUUGUCAGCGGAUAUUCAGCUGGAUUUGGACCAAGUUAG